Molecule: messenger RNA, 1197 nt
Organism: Pyrus x bretschneideri (Chinese white pear)
Lineage: Eukaryota; Viridiplantae; Streptophyta; Magnoliopsida; Rosales; Rosaceae
Product: 40S ribosomal protein S11-like
Exons: 6
Coding region: 509-988 (159 amino acids)
Biological process (GO): translation
Cellular component (GO): cytosolic small ribosomal subunit; ribosome
Molecular function (GO): structural constituent of ribosome
Source: RefSeq, a predicted model, not a curated record
ACUUCAUGCGAGAUGGUGUAAAAUUUCUUUCGAUUUGUGGAGAUACUAUCGAGACAUUUUUUAGCGGAUAUAAUAUCAUAGUGUUACAUAACUUAAAUAUCAGGAAACCGAAUUUCGUCUUUGCUAAUUAGCACCUAGUUUUCCAUGGAUUAUUUGAUCCUUAGAAGGCGGAUAUAUACUUUGGUUAGGAAUUCUCCCGCAAGCAGUGAAUUGCGGUAGUGAAUAUUCCUCUUCAAACACUACGUCUCAAGUUCAAACCUUUGCCUUUAUGUAGCUUUAGAGUAGUAAUAUGCUCGUAAUUGGAAAAACCUAGAUAAAACUGAAACGAAAACGAAGGCUCGCAGAGUUGGAGUCGGCCCAAAACACCCGGCCUAAACGUACCCAAAUCGCGCCUUUAUAAAUUAUGUUAAUACAGCGCGGGGCGGCGCGCAAACGAGAGGGCUAGGGUUUUGUGGAACGUUGAAUCGCCUCCUCCGCUAUCACCUGGACUCCUCUCGAGCUUUCGAUCAUGGCGGAACAGACUGAGAAGGCGUUUCUGAAGCAGCCCAAAGUGUUCAUCAGCUCUAAGAAAUCUGGGAAGGGGAAGAGACCCGGAAAGGGCGGUAACCGGUUCUGGAAGAGCGUUGGGCUCGGUUUCAAGACCCCCAGGGAUGCCAUUGAAGGGACUUACAUUGAUAAGAAAUGCCCGUUCACUGGAAAUGUUUCAAUCAGGGGCCGUAUCUUAGCUGGAACUUGCCAUAGUGCUAAGAUGAAUAAAACAAUCAUUGUUCGAAGAAAUUAUCUACAUUAUAUCAAAAAGUAUCAAAGAUAUGAGAAACGACAUUCCAACAUACCCGCCCACGCAUCUCCAUGCUUCCGUGUGAAGGAAGGAGAUCACGUUACCAUCGGCCAGUGCAGGCCAUUGUCCAAGACUAAGAGGUUCAACGUCUUGAAGGUGACACCUACCGGAUCUUCCGGCACUGGCAAGAAGGCUUUUGCUGGAAUUUGAAUUUUUUUUCUUUUAGGAACUUCGAGUUGCGUUAUAGGCCGGCGCUGUAGGCAUUUUGGGUUUUGCUCAAGAUGAUUAUGUUAGAGAAUUGAGGAGAUUAGUGACUUACCCCUGUUUUUUUACUCCAGUUUUCGGUGUACUGGUUAAGUUUUGUUGUUUUCAUGAUCUUCAUGGUUCUGAGAAUAGGAUUACUUUCCAUUUUGUUUCAA